CAACGUCAGCAUCACCGCAGAAAAUCAAAAGAAUGGGUCAGGCAUUUCGUCGAGCAUCUGGAAGGAUCCGUACAUCUCAACCUCCAUCUUCACCGUCUCAGCUGAAUAAGCCACUUGAUCGCACCCAACCGCUGCCCCCCUUAGAUGAUAAACUUCCCCACGGUCGUAAUGUUGACCCUAGUUCCGAGGGUCAACCAAGAAACAAUGCUGAUAAUGUUAUUGAAGAACGUGAUUCUCAAUAUGAUGCCAUGCUUAGCAAGAUGGUUGGCCGAAUUCAAACAAAACCUGGUGGGAAACUGGAGAUGGGUGAGGCAUUUGUGGUGGACAAGUACAAUAGACCCAUGCCAAAACUGAGAAAUACAACUCCAGAAACUGGCAGAUACGAACAAAUACCCGCUCCCCCAGGAACCUUAAACAUUGCUCAGCUUCGCCAGAUUAUUCUUCUAUAUCAUGGAAAAUCCAACGAUCAUAAAGGGCCCAUGGAUGUCAACCAAAUAGCAGAAAAGUUCCGUGUUGAUGUUGCUCAGGUUCAACGGACCGUCCAGUUUCUUUCUCUGCCUCCAGAAAGUGCCAAUAAACAGAAAAAUGAUCCAAGAUAACCCAGCCAUCAUUUACCCAUAACAGCAUUCAGCUCGAUACUACAGUUUCUUCGAGAUGGUUAAACAGAGAAUUAUAGCAGAUCAUACUUGUUCGUGGCAGAUACCUGCAUCUGCAUGUAUUGAAUAAAAACUCCGAGAAGCUUGGGAAUUGAGUAAACACAACUUGUAUGAAUUUCUGUUGAUUGUUUCUGGCAUGCUGUGAAAUUUACAGUUGAAUAACACAUUGGCCUACAUGUUGUAUGGCAGGCUGCAGGAAUGCAGAAUGCCCCAACUUUUUGUUGUCAUGAUUAUGGUCGCUAUCU
This is a messenger RNA of Cynara cardunculus var. scolymus (artichoke), 901 nucleotides long. RefSeq lists its product as uncharacterized. NCBI's taxonomy places the organism in Eukaryota, Viridiplantae, Streptophyta, Magnoliopsida, Asterales, Asteraceae. The record is from RefSeq and is a predicted model, not a curated record. The transcript is spliced from 3 exons. The coding region runs from base 33 to 599 and encodes 188 amino acids.